AUGUUAUUGGGAUUUCAAAGAUUCCCAAAAUUCCAUACACUUACUAGAAAGAGUCCAAUCAAUUCCAUCAGAUCCCUCCGCUACAAGUUUCAACGACCUUUGCUUACCCCCCUAUUUCUUUCUCCAAUUAUUAAACAGAGCAUGAACCUUGUCACCAUUUCAGACUCAAUCAGAGAAAACCUCAUCAAACACGAGGUCAUUCCGGAUGUUAUCAAGGACAAAUCUUUUGUUCCUAAAGGUCUGUUGAUCAUUUCCUAUGGAAGUCCAGAUAAGGAAGUCGUAUUGGGCAACACUCUUAAAGUUGAGGAUGCUCAAUCAAUUCCUAAGAUAACUUUCACCGUUAAUCUCAAUGAGGAACAGGAGAUUGCUAGUUUCUUUGACGAAAAGUUCACUCUUGUUGUUACGGACCCUGACGCUCCAUCUCGUACUGAUAACAAGUGGUCCGAAUUCUGUCAUUAUGUCGUCUCCGACUUGUCAUUGAGUACAAAGUCCGGAACUACUGACGCUGAGGAUCAGGUGAAUUUUACUACCGACUUGAAGGUUGAUACCAUUCCAGAAUCGGAUUCUAAAACACUGGUUCCCUACCUCGGACCAGGUCCGCCUCCAAAGACAGGACUGCAUCGUUAUGUUUUCCUCUUAUAUAAGCAGAAACCUGGUGUUUCUCUAGAAGGCCCUGAUCCAAAGAACAGACCCAAUUGGGGUACAGGAAUUCCGGGCUCUGGUGUCUCAGACUGGGCUGCCAAAAAUUCCUUGAGUCUUCUUGCUGUGAACUUUUUCUUUGCCCAGAACAAGGACAAUUAG
This is a messenger RNA of Komagataella phaffii GS115, 801 nucleotides long. Its product is annotated as Carboxypeptidase Y inhibitor, function requires acetylation by the NatB N-terminal acetyltransferase. Gene Ontology annotation, biological process: regulation of Ras protein signal transduction; regulation of proteolysis. Gene Ontology annotation, molecular function: peptidase inhibitor activity; phospholipid binding. The coding region runs from base 1 to 801 and encodes 266 amino acids. The record is from RefSeq and is a predicted model, not a curated record. NCBI's taxonomy places the organism in Eukaryota, Fungi, Ascomycota, Pichiomycetes, Pichiales, Pichiaceae. The transcript has a single exon.